Messenger RNA from Chironomus riparius, 1493 nucleotides. The record is from the annotation of a GenBank genome assembly. Lineage: Eukaryota; Metazoa; Arthropoda; Insecta; Diptera; Chironomidae.
GUCGUUAAGCUGUCGAAACGCGUAAAAAAAAUCUGUCGUGAUAUAUUUUUAUUAAGUAGCUGAGGAAGAAGAAAAUAUAUAAUUCAAGAUGGAAGGCAUUUAUUGGGUACCAUUUUCGAGUGAAAUUGACAAGUCAAUUCUUGUUGAGGUAGGGAAUGAUGGUGAUGGAGCUCCAAUGUACAUUGCUAGAGCUCAUCAUGCUGAUGAUUUGAUUCCAGGAAAGCUGCUUACUGGAUCCCAAUACUCGAAUCACUGUCAUAUUUCAUACAAUGGACAGGAAUUUUCUAAAAAUUCAUUUGAGGUUCUUAUCAAUACUGGAUUUAGUUGGAUUCCAGCUAGUGACGGAAAUGUUCCUCAUCAUGCCGUUGUCGGAGGUAGAACAUCAAGCGGGGAGUCAUUAUAUAUUGGACGAGCACCACAUUGCGGAAUUCUCACACCAGGAAGGAUUCAUAAGCUAUCAAAAUGCAUGUUUUUGCCAUUUGGAUGGAAAGAAUUUUCUUAUUCAUCCUAUGAAGUUCUGGUCAAGAAAACUGAGAUUAUGGUCGCUCCAAUUGGAGAUUCUUUAAAGUGGGUCUGGUUUUCACCUGAUAUCGAUGAAUCUGACUUGGUACAUGCUGGCGAUCAUCCAACAGGAAGUUUGUUCAUAGCUAGAGCGCAUCAUGCCGGUGACCUGAUCCCAGGAAAGUACGUCUCUAAUAAUCCAGCUGGAAAUUUCUGCCAUAUAGCUUACGGUGGUCAAGAAAUUGUCAAAGAUCAAUUUGAGGUUCUAAUCAAUACUGGAUUCAAAUGGAUUUCAGAAUCUAAUGGAUAUGUUCCUGAAAAUUCUGUUGUUGGUGGACAGUCGAUGAGUGGUGAAACUGUAUACAUAGGAAGAACUAUGCAUAAUGGACAGAAUACACCCGGAAAGAUUUGUAGAAGAUCUAAAUGCAUUUACAUUCCAUUUGGUAAUGAAAUCAGCUAUAAGGAAUAUGAUGUUUUGGUGCAGAUCUUGCAGCCUCAGCCUGUGUCCAAUUAUAGAUCUAGUGUUGAAUGGGUUUCAGUCGGCAAAGGACGUCCAUGGCCUACUAAUGCUGUUGCUGCUGGAAUUUAUCGUGAAUUUGGCAAUUGCUUCACUCAAUACAUAGCAAGAAGAAGACACGGCAACAAUGUAGUCAUCGGAUAUGCUUAUAACUAUUAUGACGGACCAAUUUUCUACUUCGGAUGGCAUGACAAGGAGAUUAGCUAUCGUGAUUUUGAUGUCUUAGUCGAACACACUGCCGUUUUUCCUAAGGAAACUUUGUGAAUCGAAAAUGUUUCAAAAUCGACAUUACCGAACCUAAUCAAGCUAUGACAUCAAUUAAAUUCUCGAAAAAAAAAAGUUAAAAUGUUCAUAAUUUUCAAUUCUAUAGGGGUCGUUCAUAAAUGACGUCAAACAUUUGGAGUAGAGAGGGGUCCAUUCAUAAGUUUUUAAAAAUUUUGGUUUAUUUUUAGACGAGUAGAGCCAAAAAUGCAAU